CUGUGAUGCUUCCAACAGCUGUGACACUUUGCCCCCUCUGGGGAUUGUGGAGGUGGGCACGUGGCCCUCCCCUGUAUUCUCCUGACACUUGUGAGAGCGCCAGUUACGCUGCACCGCUGCCAGCACUAAACAAACUUCUGAACACAUGCCCUUCUCGAUGAACCCACAGUGAUCUCUUUGUUUUGCCUUCUCCCAGCUCAUGCAUUCUUCGAGUCUUGGUAACCGGAAUGUUUUGUCUGGGCUCCAAACGUUCAGUGGGACAGGAACCAAAGUUAAGUACCUUAUGACACAUCCAGACGAACCUGAGAAAAUUGUGAGCUGUUGACUGCACUUCCUCUCUGAAUCAGCUGGUACUUCUUUUUGUCUCUAGUUUUAAAAGCUCCCCAGAGGGGACUUCCCUGGUGGCACAGUGGUUAAGAAUCCACCUGCCAAUGCAGGGGACACAGGUUCGAUCCCUGGUCUGGGAAGAUCCCACAUGCAGUGGAGCAACUAAGCCCGUGCGCCACAACUACUGAGCCUGCGCUCUGGAGCCCACGAGCCACAAGUACUGAAGCCCUGCGCACCUAGAGCCCGUGCUCCGCAACAAGAGAAGCCACCGCAAUGAGAAGCCUGCGCACCGCAACGAAGAGUAGCCCCCGCUCGCACAACUAGAGAAAGCCCAGGUGCAGCAACAAAGACCCAAACACAGCCAAAAAUUAAUUAAUUAAUUAAUUAAUUAAUUAAAAAAAAAAAAAAGCUCCCCAGAGGCGACCUGAAAUCCAGAAUCUCAGAAUAGGAUGGAGGAAAUUAUUCUGAAGUUCUCAUUAAACACAUUUAUCUCUCAAGCUUUGGAAGGAGCCAAAAUGCCAAAGGCAAGAAUUCCUGAGCACUGCCUACACUGUUUUGAUAUCCUGAUAAAUGUCUAACAAAUCCAGCAUGUGCCCUCUAGGCCUGACCAGUUGCUGGGCAAAGUUCCAGAACAGUGAGACAUCUUGGGAUUCAUCUGGUUUAGGAAAGACCUUUAACUACCAGGUGGUAGUCACCUCAGUGUUCUUUAAAUAGUCAAGUUUGGGGCUUCCCUGGUGGCGCAGUGGUUGAGAAUCUGCCUGCCAAUGCAGGGGACGUGGGUACGAGCCCUGGUCUGGGAAGAUCCCACCUGCCGCGGAGCAACUAGGCCCAUGAGCCACAACUACUGAGCCUGCGCGUCUGGAGCCUGUGCCCGCAACAAGAGAGGCCGCGAUAGUGAAAGGCCCGUGCACCGCGAUGAAGAGUGGCCCCCGCUUGCCGCAACUAGAGAAAGCCCUCGCACGAAACGAAGACCCAACACAGCCAAAAAUAAAUAAAUAAAUAAAUAAAUAAAUAAAUAAAUAAUCCUUCCCUCUACUUAAAAAAAGAAAAAAAAAAAAAGUCAAGUUUGGAGGUCUCUUCACUGGGGUCUGUUCUGGUGGCUGCCUCCCACUAGCGUGAAACAGAAGGAUGACCUUAUUCUGUGAGAGGACAACUGUGAAGGAAGGAGCUGCGUGUGUGAAAGUCUGUGGGAAGAGAGAGCCACCUACACUGUCCCCACCAAACCAGUCAGUGGAAGGCCUUCUGCAGGGAGCUCCCAACAGAUCCCUGAAUGCCACAGAAACUCCAGGGGCUUGGGAUCCAGGGACCCUCCAAGCCCUCAAGAUUUCUCUUGCUGUGGUCCUUUCCAUCAUCACACUGGCCACAGUCCUUUCCACCAUCUUAACCAUGCUUACCACCAUCUUCCUGACCAGGAAGCUCCACACCCCGGCCAACUAUCUCAUUGGCUCCCUGGCCAUGACUGACCUCUUAGUUUCCAUCUUGGUCAUGCCCAUCAGCAUUGCAUAUACCACCACCCACACCUGGAGCUUUGGCCAACUCCUGUGUGACAUCUGGCUGUCUUCUGACAUCACGUGCUGCACAGCCUCCAUCCUGCAUCUCUGUGUCAUUGCUCUGGACAGGUACUGGGCCAUCACUGAUGCCCUGGAGUAUAGUAAACGCCGGACAACAGGCCAUGCGGCCGCCAUGAUUGCCAUCGUCUGGGCAAUCUCCAUCUGCGUCUCCAUCCCACCACUUUGGCGGCAGGCCAAAGCUCAUGAAGAGAUGUCGGACUGCCUGGUGAACACGUCUCAGAUCUCCUACACCAUCUAUUCCACCUGUGGGGCCUUCUACAUCCCGUCUGUGUUGCUCGUCAUCCUCUAUGGCCGGAUCUACACGGCCGGCCGGAACCGCAUCCUGAAUCCGCCAUCCCUCUACGGAAAGCGCUUUACCACAGCCCGUCUCAUCACAGGCUCUGCGGGGUCCUCGCUCUGCUCGCUCAAUCCCAGCCUUCACGAGGGGCACUCUCAUUCCGCCGGUUCCCCUCUCUUUUUUAACCAUGUGAAGAUCAAGCUUGCGGAUAGUGUCCUGGAGCGCAAGAGGAUUUCUGCUGCCCGAGAGAGGAAAGCCACUAAAACCCUAGGGAUCAUUCUGGGGGCCUUUAUCAUCUGCUGACUGCCCUUCUUUGUUGCAUCUCUGGUCCUCCCCAUCUGCCAGGACUCGUGCUGGAUCCACCCGGCGGCCCUUUUUGACUUUUUCACCUGGCUAGGCUAUCUAAACUCCCUCAUCAAUCCAAUAAUCUAUACUGUGUUUAACGAAGAGUUUCGGCAAGCAUUUCAGAAAGUCAUCCAUUUCAGGAAAGCCUCUUAGUCUUGUUUGGUGGUGACUCUUGUUAUCUUUUAUGUCCUGUAACCCAACUGGAAUUGUCUUUUUUAUUUUUCCUGAGAGUUGGGUUAGUCCUGAUAUCUUGGGUUUUGGUUUAAUCAAUAGAAUU
Messenger RNA from Eubalaena glacialis (North Atlantic right whale), 2797 nucleotides. It is a transcript of the gene HTR1D, whose product is annotated as 5-hydroxytryptamine receptor 1D. Gene Ontology annotation, biological process: smooth muscle contraction; G protein-coupled receptor signaling pathway, coupled to cyclic nucleotide second messenger; regulation of behavior. Gene Ontology annotation, molecular function: G protein-coupled serotonin receptor activity; neurotransmitter receptor activity. Gene Ontology annotation, cellular component: plasma membrane; dendrite. Lineage: Eukaryota; Metazoa; Chordata; Mammalia; Artiodactyla; Balaenidae. The record is from RefSeq and is a predicted model, not a curated record.